Molecule: messenger RNA, 929 nt
Organism: Kogia breviceps (pygmy sperm whale)
Lineage: Eukaryota; Metazoa; Chordata; Mammalia; Artiodactyla; Physeteridae
Source: RefSeq, a predicted model, not a curated record
GUGUGAGAGCUGAAUAUGUGCGGAACCAACAGAGAGAAGAAAAAGAAGGUUCCUGCUGUGCCAGAAACCCUUAAGAAAAAGCGAAAGAAUUUCGCAGAGCUUAAGAUCAAGCGCCUGAGAAAGAAAUUUGCCCAGAAGAUGCUUCGAAAGGCAAGGAGGAAGCUAAUCUAUGAAAAAGCUAAGCACUAUCACAAGGAAUACCGGCAGAUGUACAGAACUGAAAUUCGAAUGGCUAGGAUGGCAAGAAAAGCUGGCAACUUCUACGUACCCGCGGAACCCAAAUUGGCAUUUGUCAUCAGGAUCAGAGGUAUCAAUGGUGUGAGCCCAAAGGUUCGAAAGGUGUUGCAGCUUCUUCGCCUCCGUCAGAUUUUCAAUGGCACCUUUGUGAAGCUCAACAAGGCUUCAAUUAACAUGCUGAGAAUUGUGGAACCAUACAUUGCAUGGGGGUACCCAAACCUAAAGUCAGUAAACGAAUUGAUCUACAAGCGUGGUUAUGGCAAAAUCAACAAGAAGCGAAUUGCCCUGACGGAUAACGUGUUGAUUGCUCGAUCUCUUGGCAAAUAUGGUAUUAUCUGCAUGGAGGAUCUGAUUCAUGAGAUCUAUACUGUUGGAAAACGUUUCAAAGAAGCAAACAACUUCCUGUGGCCCUUCAAAUUGUCUUCUCCACGAGGUGGAAUGAAGAAAAAGACCACCCAUUUUGUAGAAGGUGGAGAUGCUGGCAACAGGGAAGACCAGAUCAACAGACUUAUUAGAAGGAUGAACUGAGUCCCUUGUGGCAAAUCUUGGUGUGACACAAUUAAGUCAAAUCAACAGCCUGUUGCGUGUAAAACUUAGGGUCCAGUUUGUAUUUUGUGAAAAACAUUCCUGGGGUCUAUUGAAGAUUUUCCUGUACGAAGUCCUGAUUUUUCACUUGAGUUGGCCAAAAUGGG